ACCAAAGAAGAAGAAGCAGAAGAAAUCAACACACUAAGACUCAUAAAAUUAUCGUCCGUAAUUAUUUCAGAUCUAGCCUUUUACGGCAUAAGUGUGACAUAAAAGCACAUUAUUCAUCCUUUCAGAAAAAUCCAGUGACUGUAUUUCUAUCUAACAGAUAGAUUGUCAUUCCAACAGCUAAUACAUCGUUGUCAAACUGUCGGUAUCGUUUGCUAGUAGCUAAGGUGUGGUGUGCUAGUAGCAUUUAACGAUAUAUUGAACUGUGACCAUGGACGGACUUGAAACACCGUACGACGAUGAGGCUGAAAACCAAUUUAUUUAUUGUGAUAUUUGUGCAAAAUCGAUAAGAGGCGAUACCUUGUACAAAAUACACCUUACUACAUCUGGACAUAUUAAGAAGGAGGAUAUCUUUGUUGCUGAGGGGAAGACUGUCAGACAACACAUCGUCCCAGAUUUUGAGGACAUUUUACAAUAUCUGCAUUACCUGAAGCUUAAUGAACCUAUAAUUGGUUUAAACUAUUUGGAAGAAAUACCUUGUUCUAUGACUGACUCAGGCCCCAGAUACACAUGUCGACUAUGUAAUAGUACUUCAAACCUACCAGACACGGUUCAUCAUCUGAUUGGACGUAAACACCGACAGAAGUAUUUGGAAGUGAAACGCCCAGACUUGGUGACCUGGGAUAAACAAACUAUGACAACACAGUCAGGAAAGCUCAUCCGGGCCAGAGCAGAGAUCAUUGAGAGACAGGAUGGAAGAGGAACUCCAGUGGUGUCACUGAAGAAAAAUAGAAAAAUUGUGGAUGAAUUCAACUUCUCAAGAGUUCGUCCAUGGCAAAAUAGAGACAGAAACAUUCAUCCGGCCCACCGAGAUGCACCACCACUCUUACCAGAACUCACGAGCUUCAACAAUAGCCGAGGGAGACGUUUGAAUGAUUUCCCAAAUCCAUUCCCAGCUCAUCCAGAGGACCAUUACAUGCUGAACCCAGACAGAGACGGUCUGAGCCAUGACCAGGGGGAAGAGGAUCUGCUGAGGACAGAUUACAGGGAAGGCGAUAUGCACAGGGAGAGGUAUAUGGAGCCCGACUAUCGCACGGAAUAUGAAAAGGAUUACACUGAUGAUUUACAAAGAGGACAAAGACGUGAUGGAAUUUCUAGAUUUGGUUCUCGGGAGCAGAUGCAACGUGGCCAGGCUCAGGGGGAAGAGUAUUACCCAUCAGGCCCCAGAGGGUCCUACCCAGAAAAAGAUCUGCUGAAGGAGUUCUACACUGAGGAAGUUAGACAGAGACAAGCUGAAUAUCAGUCCCCACAGGAUCCAUAUCCCCAAGACAGUUCACUCCAAUGGCCUCUUGACAGGGAAUCUGAUAGAAGACCAAGGUCAAGUGAACCAGAGGCCAACAGGAUGAGAUUUCCCAUGCCUUCAGACAGCAACUGCUCACGUAACCAAUUAGUCAAUGUGAUCAAAGAUUAUCGGCAAGAAAUAAUGAAACCAUGUCAAGAGGAGGCAGUUGUCACAUCUGGGCCCAGCAGAGCAAGUCCCACUAGACUGUCAGACAUUAACAGGACCGUUUCUGACAUCCCAGAGCCAUUCAUGCGCUUCCUACAGGGGCACACUAGUAGAGAGGAACUGGGAAAAAGAAAAAGGAAGAGCCGCUUCUCUGACGCCACUAAAGAAGAGAUGACAAUAGCGCAGGAGAUGUUUCGUGAUGACUUUGGGCCUCCAAGGUCAAAGUUUGGCAGUCGCCCUACAUCAGCCAGUUCACUGUUUGGGAAUGAAAUCCGUGGACGGCAAAACCCAGACCAUUACCCAGACUCACAAAGCCCUUGUCAUGUUGAAAGCUACCAGAGAGAGUUUGUGGCAGAGUGUGCUGCAGACACAGGGUCUGUUUUUGAUAUGCUGAAAAACAUUGAAAUAGAAAAUGCAGAAGAGGCUGACUUCCUUAAGAACAAACUAUUUGGUGUCCUGAGGGAGUUCGAGGCCAAAAAACAAGAGAAAACCAUGCAAAACAUCCAGGGGCGAGCAGUCAUCCCCCAACAUUACAACAGUCUGAGGUCAGAUUCACAGGAGAGUGUGCAAGACGACUAUGACUGGACCCCAAGAGAAGAUUCAGACAUGAGAAGACCAAAAGACCUCUACUCUAGAGAAGAUCACAGAAGAAGAGACCACAUGCACCCCGAGCAUGUGACUGAUGAGCGGCUCCAAGAAUACCACCAUCCUGUGCGUGGUGAACCUAGACGCUCAAACAGAAGCCCCUACAAAGAAGAUUAUGGGUGGGAUGAAAUUUCACCUACACAACAUCCAAAUGAGCCAGCACAUUACCCUGAAAGGUACCAGACACCUGUGCAGGCUCUUGACUACAAGCCCACUGGUGAGGAGUUUUUUGAGUCACACCGAUCUGCAUCUCCCCAGCACAUGGAACGAGGACCUAGAAUGCAAAGGGGUCCUCAAUACAAAAGCAGCCUGGACAAAAUCACUUCCACUCUUCUGGAACUUGUAGCAAGGAAAUAAUUGUGAGAUGUUUGUAUAAAAUUUCUUGCUAAUAUUUUUUAGUUUUAAUGAACUAGUUUGGUUCGAGAAAAUAAUUGAAUUGUAACUUUUUUUCUUUGCUCCAGAUGUUUUGAAGGUUUGUUUUCAAAAAAUGUGCUGAGAGAAAUAAUAAAAGGAAGGAUUAAAAUAUUUAAUGC
Molecule: messenger RNA, 2682 nt
Organism: Sphaeramia orbicularis (orbiculate cardinalfish)
Lineage: Eukaryota; Metazoa; Chordata; Actinopteri; Kurtiformes; Apogonidae
Exons: 13
Coding region: 269-2506 (745 amino acids)
Cellular component (GO): precatalytic spliceosome
Molecular function (GO): single-stranded RNA binding; double-stranded RNA binding
Source: RefSeq, a predicted model, not a curated record